UAAAAAAAAAAAUCUUAAACUAUUAUAAAAUUUUAAUUUUAACUACAAAAAGAAAAUUAUAAUAUUCGAUUUGAUAAAUGAAAAGAAAAAAACAUAUUGUACUUAUGUUACUUUAAUUAAUACGUGUACGAAAAAAUUUCUACUUUGAGCUUAAAUUUUGCUUCUGUAAUUUGUUCUAAAAAUGAUGUUUCCACACGUCGAAAAUAUGUUUAGCAAGGACCGUCGCAAAUCAAGCAUCAAUUUUUUAAAUUAUAAUCGAUUUCAUUUUAUGGAUAGGAGUCGUGAAUCCCGGCGACGCAUCAAUCAUCCACCGGCUGCGCUGUACAGUACCCUUGGAGAACGAGUACGCACCAGUGCUCCUUCAGCGCUACAAUGCGCGCUCUUCUGCGGUGGAUCGCGAUGCCAGUAUGAACUGCCUCUGCAGCGAGCGGCUGCUAUACAGGGACUAUACUCUGAUUGGAUUACAGAUGAUAUACUGGCGAUGGCACGCCCCAGCACCGCCAGUAUAGCAGCCAGGAAUAUUAUACAACAGUUCCAUAGUUGGGGUAUCCGCACGGUGAUCAACCUUCAAAUGCCUGGCGAACACGCCAGCUGCGGUCCACCGCUCACCAAGUCGGGAUUCACGUAUGACCCUGUGAUAUUUAUGGCCAAUGAUAUAUAUUAUUACAACUUCGCGUGGCCAGAUUAUGGGGAGGCGAGUUUAAGCGGACUGCUUGAUAUGGCCAAAGUAUUGUCCUUUGCGCUUCAAGAAGGAAGAGUUGCCAUACACUGCCAUGCAGGCUUAGGGCGCACCGGCGUCCUCAUAGCGUGCUACCUGGUAUACUCCCUGCGGGUACGAGCCAACGACGCAAUCAGAUUAGUCCGCAAGAAGAGGCCCAAGUCUGUCCAGACCUCCGGACAGAUACUUUGCGUGCAGCAAUUCGAGCACUAUUUACUGCCGCAGACUGUUGUGUUCAGUUCCAAAGAACCAAUAAUGUUAACUAAAGACCACAAGACAGCUGAGUUCACUUUACGCCAAUAUUUAUAUAGACAACGGGCGACACUGCACGGCUUAGAAGAAAGGGCUUUUAAAGAAUUACCUAAGAUUGUGUAUUGCAUAUGUGAACGUCUUCUAAAACUAUGCGGAUGCCAAAGAAGUCUUGGGAUCGACUUUCGCGUGAGGAACCGUCCGUUCUACAAAGCGUUUCUCGCGUACCGGCUGAAGCAGACCCGAGUACCGGACCCCACAACACCGGAAGAAGUUCCGACAGAUCAAGUAGCAGCUUUGCCAAUGGUGAAGUGGCGGGACCCGGUGGAGGAGGAUAUUGAACGCAACCUGGAGUCCGUCAGCAGAAUCACGGGUGCCUCCAAUGGUAUAUUACCCGCACUGCAGGUCCACGAGGCAUUCGUCGUGGAUCACCACAGUCUUCCAGAUGACAAGCUCAAGUAUCUUAAGCAAAUGCGAACGGACAUCAACCAGAGGCGAGAUGCAAUCAAUAGGAUCGACGAGGAGGAGGACCCGACAGUACUGACGUGGUUGCUGUGCGAGUGGCUGGAAGGUCUGAAGCAACCAGUACUGGACCGGGAUGACCUCGCCGCAAUAGUGGGCCGCGCGCAGAACGUAGAAUCCUGCUUGCUAACGUUGCCCAUGGAGGACGCCAUGCUCCUAGAAUACCUACUGCGCUUCGUGACUCGCUUGCGGCCUCUGGCGGCUACCAAAAAGAUAGACAUUCUAAAACGUCUCCUUACUUCCCUCGCGCAUCAAACCAUCAUGAUCAGUGGCCGAUGUCUUCCAACCCGCAAGGACUACCCUCGACUGAGAGACGGAACUUGCAACCAAGUUAUCAACUUUUUUUUGAGAACUAUCGUGGAACUCCAAAGGGAUAUGAUGAAACCAGGAAGGGAUGAUGCUGACGUAGUUAUUCCAAUGAGAAGGUUCAGAUUAAAGGCUUGGAAAUAA
Messenger RNA from Galleria mellonella (greater wax moth), 1939 nucleotides. RefSeq names its product protein tyrosine phosphatase domain-containing protein 1-like. Lineage: Eukaryota; Metazoa; Arthropoda; Insecta; Lepidoptera; Pyralidae. Gene Ontology annotation, biological process: cilium assembly; protein dephosphorylation. Gene Ontology annotation, molecular function: protein tyrosine phosphatase activity; protein tyrosine/serine/threonine phosphatase activity. The transcript is spliced from 13 exons. Bases 182 to 1939 code for a protein of 585 amino acids. The record is from RefSeq and is a predicted model, not a curated record.